Messenger RNA from Eucalyptus grandis, 1944 nucleotides. RefSeq names its product AB hydrolase superfamily protein YfhM. The coding region runs from base 856 to 1794 and encodes 312 amino acids. The record is from RefSeq and is a predicted model, not a curated record. The transcript is spliced from 5 exons. NCBI's taxonomy places the organism in Eukaryota, Viridiplantae, Streptophyta, Magnoliopsida, Myrtales, Myrtaceae. Gene Ontology annotation, molecular function: hydrolase activity.
GUUACCAAACGUGCCUUAACUAAACAACAAUGAUUUGUCCUAGAAUCAAAGAGAUAUUGGGGCUUCAAAAAUAAAGAAUUCAGCACCAUAUAUUCCCAGCUGGAAUGGGUGAGCAAGUAUCUAAUCACUUUUUUCUUACUAGCGGCAUUUGACAAUUGCCGACUAUGUCCAAAGUACACCAGCACAGAAACUCAGUUCUGUGUCUUGGCUCACGCAAUGCGGGCGAUAUACAAAUCGAAGUGUCUAAAAUGCUACUUCAAGUAAGAAUUCUUGCCCCCGGACAAUAUGUUAGUCCUAGGAAUCAGUGCAUUGCUCCAACCAUUCAAAGUUGCUGGAUUACAUGAUUAUUAAUCGUUCUUUUUUGGCAUCCUUAACAAUAGGUCUUUGAAGAAAUCGAUUUAAACAUACAAACAAUAUUGUGAAUUGUAAAACACUCAGUUUGUAUUCAAUAUUGUAGUAAUUUCAUUGCAAUUUUCAUAUAUUUCUUAUAAUGAUUGAGAGAGACUAAUCGAGAUUGUAAAGGAGCGAAGUAAGUGACUCAAAGACUUAUAAUCGUAGUCAUGUUUUCGAAUUUUUGACAAGCAAUUAAAAAAGGGGAAAUUCGUCAAUAAAGAUAAGAUAUAAUACAUUUGAUACCUAGUUAUAGUCAAGACUUCAUAGAACAUUACACAUGACAAAAUAGUAUAUAUUAAUAUGUAUAAGUACUAAAAUCCAAAUUUAGUGCCAAAUGUUUCUGACUUUAUGACAUAGAAGAACCAGAAGAGCAUCUUCGACUGUACGCCUCCUCCCUCCUGGAGCUGAAACCAUAAAACUCGAACUCUUUCUCUCUCUCCCCAAAAGAUAAAAAAUUUAGAAAUGGAACAAAUUCAACACAAGUUCAUUGAAGUCCAAGGCCUCAAGCUACACGUCGCUGAGAUCGGCUCUGGUCCAAAUGUAGUCGUGUUCUUGCAUGGAUUUCCGGAGAUAUGGUACUCGUGGCGGCACCAGAUGGUGGCUGUGGCGGAAGCUGGGUUUCGUGUGCUGGCACCUGAUUCCAGAGGCUACGGAUUGUCUGAUCCGCCGCUUGAACCCGAAAAGGCCUCCUUUGGGGACCUUAUCGAGGAUCUUGGUGCCUUGCUUGAUGCCCUAGGCAUUGAUAAGGUGUUUCUUGUAGCUAAAGACUUCGGAGCUUUUGUUGCUUACUUGUUUUCCCUCCUCCACCAAGAGAGGGUCCAAGGAGUCAUGACCCUAGGAUUUCCACACCGCUCUCCCAGUCAUCUCCUUAAAUAUCACGAGCAUCUCCCUGAAGGCUUUUACAUUUCAAGAUGGCAGGAACCUGGACGGGCAGAAGCUGAUUUUGGACGCCUUGAUGCUAAAACAGUUGUGCGCAAUAUCUACAUACUCUUUUCAAGAAGUGAAAUACCGAUAGCCGCAGAGAACCAGGAGAUUAUGGAUAUAGUUGAUCCAUCUACCCCUCUUCCCUCUUGGUUUACAGAAGGAGAUCUUGAAGAAUAUGGUUCUCUGUACCGGAAAUCAGGGUUUCGCACUGCAUUGCAAGUUCCGUACAGGUCGAUUAAGGAGGACCUGGGAAUAACGGAUUAUAUCGUUAAAGUCCCAGCACUCUUGGUCAUGGGAGAGAAGGAUUAUGGGUUCAAAUUUGCAGGCGCGGAAGAGUACGUCAGGAGUGGAAAGGUCAAAGAAUUUGUUCCCCAGCUAGAGAUUGUAUUUGCUCCAGAGGGAACACAUUUUAUCCAGGAGCAAUCCCCUGACGUGGUGAAUCAGCUAAUUCUAGAUUUUCUUAAGAAGCACAUUUGAUAAACACUAGCGGAAGGCUAGCAGUGGUCAAUUUUUGCAGUUAAAAAGAGAUGUUUAAAAAUCAAAUUCUCUGUUUAAUGUUUAUUUCCCUCAAGAUAUACUUUGCAAGAACAAAAUGCUUCUCAAUAAUCAUGUACCAGGUUGCUAUUC